Molecule: messenger RNA, 3075 nt
Organism: Gadus macrocephalus (Pacific cod)
Lineage: Eukaryota; Metazoa; Chordata; Actinopteri; Gadiformes; Gadidae
Gene: tab1
Product: TGF-beta activated kinase 1/MAP3K7 binding protein 1
Exons: 11
Coding region: 29-1534 (501 amino acids)
Biological process (GO): protein dephosphorylation
Cellular component (GO): cytosol
Molecular function (GO): protein serine/threonine phosphatase activity
Source: RefSeq, a predicted model, not a curated record
CCCUAAUCCACUUGAUGAAACAGCCAAGAUGGCGGCCCAGCGGAGGAAUCUGAUGCAGAGCCAUCAGAGCUGGACAGAUGACCUGCCUCUCUGCCAGAUGUGUGGGGUGGGCUCGGCUCCCAACUGUGUCUACGGCCCUGACGGUAAAGGCACUCAAAGCCACCCCAACGAAGAUGGACACCUACGGUUCAGGGGAGAGGACGGUUGUUUCCUGUACGGCGUGUUCAACGGCUACGACGGCAGCCGCGCUGCAAGCUACGUGUCCCAGUUCCUCACUGCCGAGCUGCUGCUGGGACAGCUCGACUCCACACACACCGACGACGACGUGCGCCGACUCCUCACGCAGGCCUUCAGUGGAGUGGAGAAGAGCUUCUUUAAGACGAUUGACGACGCGCUGGCUGUGAAGGCUGACCUCUCCAAUUACCUCCCAACACACAACGAGGGUACCGGGUACCACCAGCUGUCCCCCCAGGGCCAGAAGGUGCAGGAGCGUCUGAAGGAGCUGGAGCAGGAGGUGUCUGGAGGAGCCACGGCCGUGGUGGCCCUCAUCCUCAACAGCAGGCUGUACAUCGCCAACGUUGGGUCCAACCGGGCACUGCUGUGCAAGUCCAGCAGCGACGGGCAGAACCAGGUGCAGCAGAUCGGAAGACCUCACAACACGGAAAAUGAGGAUGAGCUGCAGAGACUGGCUGCCCUGGGUGUGGACCCAGCCAGGGUGAAGCAGGCGGGGCAGAUCGCAGGUCAGCCCAGCACCAGAACCAUCGGAGACUACCGGGUCAAACUCAACUACACAGACAUCGACUUGCUCAGCGGGGCCAAGUCUCAGCCAAUCAUCGCUGAGCCGGAGAUCCACCGCAACCAGUUGGACGGCGUGACGGGCUUCCUGCUGCUGAUGUCGGAGGGCCUCAUCAGCGCCCUGGAGUCCGCCCGCGGACCCGAGCAAGCCAAUCAGGAGAUGGUUGCCAUGGUAGCGGCGGAGCUGGCGCAGCAGAGCGACCUGGAGGCGGCGGCCCAGGCGGUGGUGGAGCGCGUGAAGCGGGUGCACCACGACGCCCACGCCUCGGGGCGCCAGCGGGCGGCCCGCUGCGCCCGCCACGAGGACAUGACGCUGCUGGUCCGCACGCUGGACUACCCGCCCUCCGACGGCCUGCUGACGCCCACGCAGGGGGGCCGCAUCUACCCGGUGUCCGUCCCCUACUCCAACAGCCAGAGCACCAGUAAGACCAGUGUCACCCUCUCCCUGGUCAUGCCCUCCCAGGGCACCCUCACCAACGGGACCAACACCGCCUCCACCGUCGAGGAGGGGACCCCCACCCCGGGCCAGAGCCCCACGGCCACCCUGCAGUCCACCAACACCCAGACCCAGAGCUCCAGCUCCAGCUCCGGGGACGGCAGCCUGUUCCGCCAGAGGGGCAGCCAGGCGGCCCAGCCGGACGAGACGGGCCGCGUGCCGCCCUACGUGGACUUCAGCCAGUUUUACCGGCUGUGGGGCAGCGACCACGCCGACACUCAGAGCACCCUCGGGCCCCAGUGAGGGGACACAAGGACGGUGGAUGGGGGGGAUUUAUGGGUGGGUGGGUGGGUGGGGGAGAGUGAUGAGACACCAAGGACUGGGAUUGGGCAGGGGUUGGAUUGUGUGGGCGGGAUUAAGGGUGAAUGCAAUUCUGGGAUGAUUGGUUGAAGUCUGCUUCCUCCAUAUUUCUUACGAAAUCCGUCCCCUGUCGCGUUGACAGAUGUGGAAUGACCUGCGAUGAAGACGGACGGAGCCCUUGGAGUUCUUCCUGGGUCAACUCGCAGGGCUGUAGUGGGUCAGGUCGGAGAACAAUGUGGGAAACAGGUUUGUGGUCUCCUUCUGGAGGAGGGUCUGCUCUGGCUUGUUGGUUGGCCAGAGCUUCUGAUCUUUUCAAAACUAUCCUUUCCUUUUUUAGCCAGGAAUAUGUGUAUUGAGCGCGAGAUGUUUAUUUCCAAAUAAAGGGUUUACAUGCAUCUUGACUUCCGACUUCCGAAGUUACCGUCUAUAUGCUGUUAUAUGAUUGACUUAACUUGUAAGUUGCUUUGGAUAGAGCGUGCUAAAUGAUUGAAUGUUAAUACGUCCACCUGGUCGGAGUCAGUAAAUAUGCAUUUGUUUGUUUUGUGGUGUACAUGCCAUUGUUCAUUGAAUUUCUAAACGUGGAACCUGGCCAAUAUCUUUUAUGAUUGGUUGUCGGGCAAGUGAAGGGGAGGGUCACGCUUCCCCCUGAACUUUCUGAUGCGACACAAUGGGACUCUUCCGCUCAGGACAAACUAAUAACCCCUGCAGGCGCGCCGUUAGCAUGCGUGCUUUACACUGCGUGUCAUCUCAACGAUAAAGGAAGAGGCAGCCUGGACACAGCUGCCCCUUAAUCUAAAUGCGCAGAGGCGAGAUACCACAACAGCUAUUAAUGACCAGAGCAGUUCCUGCAGGACUUGGAAGAUGUCUUGGCGGCAGCAGCCGCUAUCUUGUCCAGACGGCGGAUGUGGAGAGUUUAGUGUAAGCAACAGUGGAGUGUUGUAUACGAUAGCCAGUUGCACUCCCCUAAUAAACGAUAACUUGCUUGGGCUUGGCGUUGAACUACACGCAUGCUCCCACACACACACGCACAGACAAGCGCAUGUGCAGACACACACAAGCGCAUACGCAUGCAGGCAUGCACACACACUAAUAGAAAGACACACAGAGACACACACACACACACACACGUUAGGCUAAAGUGCAGAGAACAUGGAAUAAACUGUUUGUGCUCAUUUCCUUCUCCUAUUUAGUUAUAAUGAUAUGUUUGAGAAGCACUUUGAUCACGACAGGAUGAAGUAGCAGUCUUUGUGCUGCAAUCUGUUUCACCGUUAUCAGAACCCUCCCUCUCCUCACACACACAGACCCAUAAACAUCACAACCACACACACGUAUGCACACAACCAAAAUACAGACGGAUUUAAAUGGAACAAUCAAUGCCAGCAGGUCCAAAUUAUUGAUCAGUCUGUCUGUCUCUCCCUCCUAUAUGUGUAUUCAGUGCUAGGUUAUUAUUUUCAAAUAAAGGAUGAACAUGCAGCCUGAAUUCA